UAAACAACACAUUAUAUAUGUCGAGACUCGACUUCCUCUUCUCAGCAAAACACCGAAAUAGGCUCAGCUCCGAUCUUCUUCUCCCCGUCGUCGGAAAUCCCCAACUCCCUUCCUGUGUCCCUCCGGAGCUGAAACCUCUACAUCUCCAACAAUGCCGCUCAGGAAAUUGGUGGAGGUGGAGCCGCCGAGCAUACUGAGGUACCUGAUCGGAGUGGCGAUCAUGAUGAUCGGAGUAGUCUUACCCGUCGGUUACAUGAUGUUCCGUAACAAGCGCGUUCCUUCCGCCUCUUCCUACUCCAAACAGACGUAGGAACAAAGUUUUGAUUUAGACAAAUUGGAAAUUACGAAGGAGGACUCCGGUUUCGUUUUUUUUUUUUUGGUUGUUGUUGAGAAGUGGAGAGAGCAGGCAGGGAUUGAUGGGAAGCUACAUUACGUUAGAAAUGUAAAUUUUAUUGAGAAUUGAAUAUGUUAUAUGGUUUCGUGUGGAGUUCUGGUUAGAUUUUUGUACAAUGAUAUUUGACUCUGUAUUUUUACUGCUGGAUUAGAUUGAUGAUGCUUAUCGUAUA
Argentina anserina (silverweed cinquefoil) is the source of this 566-nucleotide messenger RNA. RefSeq lists its product as uncharacterized. The record is from RefSeq and is a predicted model, not a curated record. Gene Ontology annotation, cellular component: Golgi apparatus. Bases 152 to 310 code for a protein of 52 amino acids. NCBI's taxonomy places the organism in Eukaryota, Viridiplantae, Streptophyta, Magnoliopsida, Rosales, Rosaceae. The transcript is spliced from 3 exons.